AAUUUCUUGAACAUCUUGCAAUGACCUCAUUUUACAAGAUAACACAAGCUCCAUUAUUUCCUUUUUUACGUAAUCCAUUUCUUUCCCCCUAUAUUGCCGAUGGACUGAACAGCGUUCAUUUUUCUCGUUCUUUAUCUAUCAAAUUCAGGCAAGCUGAAAAUUUUGCAAACAGAUACUUGUUUACAACAUCUGCUGUGUCAGUGGCUCCUUUCAGAAUGGGUGAAAAACUGCAGGCUCAUCAGCAGUCUUUGCCUCGUUUACCUGUUCCACCUCUUCAUCCUUCAUUAGAAAAAUACUUGUUAUCUGUUCGUCCACUUCUUACUGAAGAAGAAUACCACAACACAGAAAAAGUUGUAAAAGAAUUUGGUGCUCCUGGUGGCUUGGGAGUCAAACUGCAUACCAUGUUGAAAGAAAGGGCAAAAGUUACUGAAAACUGGUUGGAUGAAUGGUGGCUAAAUUCUGCAUAUUUAGAAUUCCGCAUGCCUCUUGUUCUCUAUUCAAGCCCUGGCUUAGUUUUUCCUCUUAAAGAUUUUAACACAGUUGAAAGACAAUUGAGGUAUGCUGCUCGCUUAGUAGCUGGAGCUUUAGAUUUUAAAAAGCUUGUAGACAGUUAUUCAUUGCCUCUUGAUAUGAUGGGUGGCCAACCUCUUGAUAUGUCUCAAUACUAUAAAAUUUUUUCCACCUGCCGAAUACCUGGUUACCCAAAAGACAGUUUGGCUUUAUAUGGAAUGGAUGCUGAGAAACCUAGACAUAUAGUGGUGGCUCAUAAUAAUCAUUAUUUUAGUGUCGAUGUCUAUGGUGAUGAUGGUGCCCCUCUGAAUGAAAGUCAAUUGUUAGGGCAAUUCUUGGAAAUAGUCAAACAGUCUCAGUAUCAGAAAAGUCCAAUUGGUGUGUUGACAACGCUUCAUAGAGAUGCCUGGGCUAAGGCUUACAAAAGGUUACGUAAAUACGAUGCUUUGAAUAAGGAGUCCAUUCAAGCAAUACAGAAAGCAAUAUUUUUAUUGUGCCUUGACAAAAAAGUACCUGAUACAGGUUGCCUUAACAGGAAAACACAUGUUGCCUUACAGACUAUCCAUGGUGGGGGUGCUAAAUGGAAUGCAGGCAACAGAUGGUAUGAUAAAACUAUACAGUUUAUCGUAGGUGAAGAUGGUGUAGUUGGUUUAACUUAUGAGCAUAGCCCUGCUGAAGGUCCCCCUAUAACUAGCAUGAUGGAUCACAUUGUGCAGUAUCUUGAAAAAACUCGUGGAAAUAAGUGGCUUCCUUCAAGUGCUAUUACCCAGCCUAAGAAGCUGAGAUUUAAGCUCUCUGAUGAUACAAUGAAAGAUAUUGCUGAAGCAGAGCAAGAUCUUGAAAAUCUUGUAUCUGAUUUGGAAAUGUCAUGCUUUACUUAUGAGCCUUAUGGUAAAGAAUUUAUUAAAUCACAAAAGUUAAGUCCUGAUAGUUACAUACAAAUGGCCAUUCAGCUGGCAUUCUACAAGAUACAUAAUCAGAUAGCUGCUACAUAUGAAUCAGCUUCAUCUCGUAAAUUUCUGCAUGGACGAACGGAAACUAUACGCUCAGCUUCAAUGGAAGCUUUGGACUACUGCAAAAUAAUGACCGAUAAAUCCUCUCCUGUGCAUACAAAGGCUGCAGCAUUACGUUCAGCUGUAGAUGCUCACAAAGAAUACACUCUACAGGCUGUAAAUGGUUUGGGAAUUGACAGAUUAUUGCUGGGAUUGAAGAAAAUUGCUCUAGAAUGUGGCAUGAAUAUACCUGAAUUAUUUCUUGAUGCAGGUUAUACAACAAGUACUCAUUUCAAACUCUCAACAAGUCAGGUUCCAUCAAAAGUUGAUGCAUUUAUGUGCUAUGGACCACUAGUACCAGAUGGCUAUGCAUGCUGUUAUAAUCCACGACCAUCUUCAAUAAACUUUGGGCUCUCUGCAUGUAACAGUAGCCCUGAGACACACUCAAGCAAAUUUAUGAAUCACUUAACUGAAAGCUUAACUGAAAUGCAUGAUGUUAUUAUCCAGUCACAGAAAGCAAAAUUAUAAAUUAAAACCUUUCAUUUUUUAUUGAA
Stegodyphus dumicola is the source of this 2056-nucleotide messenger RNA. Its product is annotated as carnitine O-acetyltransferase-like. Lineage: Eukaryota; Metazoa; Arthropoda; Arachnida; Araneae; Eresidae. Gene Ontology annotation, biological process: carnitine metabolic process, CoA-linked. Gene Ontology annotation, cellular component: peroxisome. The record is from RefSeq and is a predicted model, not a curated record. Gene Ontology annotation, molecular function: carnitine O-acetyltransferase activity.